CAGUUCAAAAGAGCACUAUCCAUCGUCGUCUCUCCCGCAAACCCAGAGACCUUCCUGGAAAAUUUUGUGAAAAUUGGCGAAGGUUCCACAGGACUGGUGUAUUUAGCCGACCACAAGUUGCUGAAAAUGAAGGUGGCAGUGAAAAAAAUGAGCCUGAGGAAGCAGCAGAGGAAGGAACUUCUCUACAAUGAAGUCGUCAUAAUGAGGGACUUCAAACAUCCGAACAUCGUGCACAUGUACGACAGCCACCUGUUCGAUGAUGAGUUGUGGGUCGUCAUGGAAUACAUGUCCGCCGGACCGCUCACCGACAUCAUCUCCAGGACCAAGAUGAACGAGGAGCAGAUGGCCACAGUGUGCAGGUCCUGUCUCGACGCCCUUAUCUUUCUGCACGCCAGCGGCAUCAUACACAGAGACAUCAAAUCGGAUUCAAUCCUUAUCUCUUCCACAGGACAGGUUAAGUUGUCCGACUUUGGAUUCUGCGCGCAAAUCACAGCAGAUGUUCCUCGCCGUAAGUCCCUGGUGGGCACUCCCUACUGGAUGGCCCCCGAAGUCAUCUCCAGGCUGCCCUACGGCACGGAGGCGGAUAUAUGGUCCCUGGGAAUAAUGUUGAUUGAGAUGGUGGACGGGGAGCCACCAUUCUUCAACGAGCCACCACUGCAAGCCAUGAAGAGGAUUAGAGACAUGCCCCCGCCGAAAUUUAAAAACUCCAGCAAGGUGUCAUCCAGGUUGAUAGGAUUCCUGGAGCUGAUGUUGAACAGGGACCCAUGCAAAAGGUCCCAAGCCAUCGACCUCAUCAUCCACCCCUUCCUCAAGCAGGCCAGCCACAACAUUAAUAAUAAUAAUUCUUGCAUCAUCCCUCUAAUCACACUGCACCCCAAAUCUUGA
Molecule: messenger RNA, 885 nt
Organism: Helobdella robusta
Lineage: Eukaryota; Metazoa; Annelida; Clitellata; Rhynchobdellida; Glossiphoniidae
Exons: 7
Biological process (GO): protein phosphorylation; regulation of MAPK cascade; intracellular signal transduction
Cellular component (GO): cytoplasm
Molecular function (GO): ATP binding; protein serine/threonine kinase activity
Source: RefSeq, a predicted model, not a curated record